AUGGACACCAAAGUAUCUGCCAUGUACCUACAUGGGUAUUGGAUCAUAAGCACAUCGCAAAGACUGACGAAUUCGGGGAGUGUUCUCAUUGGGAGUCCAUAUAACCCAGCUCCAGCAAUGGUCACACAGGCACACAUAACGGAAGCUUCUGGCUGGAUCCCAGGGGACCGAAAGCGGACUCAAGAAUUUAUAGAGUCAGAUUUUUCAGAAAGUAAGAGGAGCAAAAAAGGAGAUAAAAAUGGGAAGGGUCUGAGGCAUUUUUCAAUGAAAGUAUGUGAAAAAGUUCAACGUAAAGGAACAACUUCAUACAAUGAAGUUGCCGAUGAGCUGGUAUUGGAAUUCACAAACUCUAACAGCCACCUAGCUACAGACUCGGCUUAUGAUCAGAAAAAUAUUAGGCGGAGAGUUUAUGAUGCCCUCAAUGUCCUGAUGGCAAUGAACAUAAUUUCAAAAGAGAAGAAAGAAAUCAGGUGGAUCGGCCUUCCCACAAACUCAGCUCAGGAAUGUCAGAAUCUAGAGAUAGAAAAACAGAAGCGGAUUGAAAGGAUAAAACAGAAGCGAGCCCAGCUACAAGAACUGCUGCUGCAGCAAAUAGCAUUCAAAAACUUGGUACAAAGAAAUCAGCAAAAUGAACAACGAAAUCAAGGCCCUCCAGCUUUGAACUCCACAAUACAGCUGCCUUUCUUAAUAGUCAACACUAGCAAAAGAACAGUUAUAGACUGCAGCAUAUCAAGUGAUAAGUGA
Molecule: messenger RNA, 744 nt
Organism: Nestor notabilis (Kea)
Lineage: Eukaryota; Metazoa; Chordata; Aves; Psittaciformes; Psittacidae
Gene: TFDP2
Product: transcription factor Dp-2 (E2F dimerization partner 2)
Exons: 7
Coding region: 1-744 (247 amino acids)
Biological process (GO): regulation of transcription by RNA polymerase II; regulation of cell cycle
Cellular component (GO): transcription regulator complex; nucleus
Molecular function (GO): DNA-binding transcription factor activity, RNA polymerase II-specific; RNA polymerase II transcription regulatory region sequence-specific DNA binding
Source: RefSeq, a predicted model, not a curated record